Molecule: messenger RNA, 939 nt
Organism: Lepus europaeus (European hare)
Lineage: Eukaryota; Metazoa; Chordata; Mammalia; Lagomorpha; Leporidae
Product: olfactory receptor 2H1-like
Exons: 1
Coding region: 1-939 (312 amino acids)
Biological process (GO): G protein-coupled receptor signaling pathway
Cellular component (GO): membrane
Molecular function (GO): G protein-coupled receptor activity; olfactory receptor activity
Source: RefSeq, a predicted model, not a curated record
AUGGUCAACCAAAGCUCCCCCAUGGGCUUCCUCCUUCUGGGCUUCUCUGAACACCCAGGACUGGAAAAGAUUCUCUUCGUGGUUGUCUUGAUUUCCUACCUCCUGACCCUGGGGGGCAACACACUCAUCAUCCUGCUGUCCCUGCUGGACCCCAGGCUCCACUCUCCAAUGUACUUCUUCCUCCGCAACCUCGCCUUCUUGGACCUCUGCUUCACCACAAGUUUCAUCCCUCAGAUGCUGGUCAACCUCUGGGGCCCGGAGAAAACCAUCAGCUUCCUGGGCUGCUCUGUGCAGCUCUUCAUCUUCCUGUCCCUGGGGACCACUGAGUGCAUCCUGCUGGCAGUGAUGGCCUUUGACCACUAUGUGGCCGUCUGCCAGCCCCUGCACUACGCCACCAUCGUCCACCCCCGCCUGUGCCGGCAGCUGGCAUCUGUGGCCUGGGUCACUGGACUGGUGGAGUCAGUGGUCCAGACCCCACCCACCCUCCGCCUGCCCUUCUGCCCCCACCGGCAGGUGGACGACUUUGUGUGCGAGGUCCCCGCUCUGAUUCGACUCUCCUGUGGGGACACCACCUACAAUGAGAUUCAGAUGGCAGUGGCCAGUGUCCUCAUCCUGGUGGUGCCCCUCAGCCUCAUCCUUGUCUCUUACGGCGCCAUCGCCAGGGCAGUGCUGAGGAUUAACUCUGCUGUAGCAUGGAGAAAGGCACUCAGAACCUGCUCCUCCCAUCUCCUGGUUGUCACUCUCUUCUACAGCCCAGCCAUUGCUGUCUACCUCCAGCCCAAAAAUCACCUUGCUCAAGAGAGGGGCAAGUUCUUUGGCCUCUUCUAUGCAGUGGGCACUCCUUCACUUAAGCCUCUCAUAUACACCCUGAGGAACAAGGAGGUAAAAAGAGCACUCAGGAGAUGGCUAGGGAAGAGUGGACAGCUCAGGGGAAACUGA